AUGGCUAAUAAUCCUUCACAGCUUCUUCCAUCAGAGUUGAUUGACCGCUGUAUAGGUUCGAAAAUAUGGGUGAUAAUGAAAGGUGACAAGGAGCUUGUUGGUACUCUUAGAGGCUUUGAUGUGUAUGUCAACAUGGUCCUUGAAGAUGUUACCGAAUAUGAGAUCACUGCUGAGGGGAGAAGGAUAACUAAGCUUGAUCAGAUUUUACUCAACGGAAACAACAUUGCCAUUUUGGUCCCAGGUGGUUCACCUGAUCCAGAAUGA
Messenger RNA from Vicia faba (fava bean), 264 nucleotides. The record is from the annotation of a GenBank genome assembly. NCBI's taxonomy places the organism in Eukaryota, Viridiplantae, Streptophyta, Magnoliopsida, Fabales, Fabaceae.